This is a messenger RNA of Adineta ricciae, 1245 nucleotides long. Lineage: Eukaryota; Metazoa; Rotifera; Eurotatoria; Adinetida; Adinetidae. The record is from the annotation of a GenBank genome assembly.
AUGUGUACGAAAUUUCGAAUAUAUCCCAUAGGAGAUUUAAUGAAAGUGGGUAAUCAAUUUCUGAAAAAGCAUCAAGUUACUGUUUCACAUUAUUCUGGUCUUUAUGCUUUUUCCAAAGCUUUAAUUCAUGAUUUAUUACCAGCUGAUGUACCACGAGUCAUUGUGAUUGAUUCCGAUGUUAUUUUUGUUGAUGAUGUAUAUUCUAUUUGGGAACAAUUUCGUUUAUUUAAAAGAAACCAAACUAUAUUAGGUUUAGCAAAAUGGAAUCCAUCUCUACCAACUGAUUACAAAUACAAUGGAUCAAACCCUGAUCCAUUUCUCACUGGUAUCGUCUUAUUAGAUUUAAAUAUUUGCCGACAAGUUGGUUUUACAGAAUUAUUAGACGAAGCUAUUGAUUUUGCAUAUAUCCAUCUAGGACUGAGAUCAUUAUGGACUGCAGAUCAAGUUGCAUUGAGUCUAUUUGCUACUUAUUUUCCACAUCAUUUUGUGGCUUUACCGUGUUUCGUAAAUGGACACACAUCUCAUUAUAUAAAUAAUGGAUUGACAUGGAAAUCGAUUUGCAAUGGAGAAUAUCCUCGUACUCUUCAUGUUGUGCCUUCAGACACACUAUUAAAUAAAUCAAAUUAUUUCGGAUAUUGAAAUUAUUCGACUGUCUCUGGCGGAGUUCAAGUGGUUGCGACGUCAAACAGCUCUUCAGCUUGUUUCAUAGAAUUUCCACCAACAUCGGUCGACACUACCACCUUAUUACCAACUACCACGCAAGCAGUGACUACUGUCGGGCCAGUGUGUGCUGGGUACAUCAAAUCCACUGUUCUCCUACAACUUUACAAUGCUGCGAAUCAAUCAUAUAUUCAAUAUUCAUACACAUAUCGAGCGAUAGGUGCAAUAACAACGCUGAUGUUUUGCUUUCAGAAUCAGCAAUACUUCUGGGCUUUAGAUAGCGUCUCCAUGAAGGAUUCCCAGAAUCAUAUGGAAUUAAUAAAAAAUGGAGGAUUUGAGACGGGUGGUUGGGAUUAUUGGACAUAUUACUGUAGUAAAUAUGAUGGGAGCGGUAUGAGUAACAGUUAUCUUUCAUGUUCACCAAAAUCUGGAAGCUACUUUUAUCUCGACAUUCAAUAUAGCGCAGCGGAUGGAAUAUAUCAAAAUGUAACUACAGUCGUCGGCAGGAAUUAUACGAUCAGUUUUUAUUUAGCCAGUCCUUUGGGUGGUAAUGUGUCCGUGGCUAUAGUUUCUGUUGGGCCCUAA